Messenger RNA from Camellia sinensis, 708 nucleotides. The record is from RefSeq and is a predicted model, not a curated record. Lineage: Eukaryota; Viridiplantae; Streptophyta; Magnoliopsida; Ericales; Theaceae.
AAAGUUCACUACCGCCAUUUGGGGUUGGGGAUCCGAAAGUAGUGAACACGAAGGGGAAUACUGCGGGAUCCUACAUGGCCAAACCUCGAAAGCCAAGGCGAUGCCAAUGUUGCAGGGUCGUCGGCCACACGAGGAGAACUUGCCCCCAAAACGAUCAUAAAACGGGACAAGUGGGUAGCAAUUUGUUUGAGGAAUACGAUGAUUAUGAUCCAAUUGGUACUCCCACCCUUUUUACACCGAAGCGUCCCAGGAAUAAUAUGAGGCCAUGUAAGAUCCACCCUGUGAAGAGACGACUUUUUGUCACUAAUGUGGAUACGUCUCCAGUGCAGUUGAGCAAGGAUGUUAAUGACUUGCGUAGUUGCGAUGCACAAGUUGUCCAAAAUUCAACGUUCACUGAUGCAGAUACAUCUCUAGGUGAUUACUUUUAUGGCAUCUUUUCAGUUCAAAUUAUGUUCAUUUUGUUUACAUUUGCUUUGCAAAUUUUAUGUGUGGCUGCUUAAUUCUAAUUUCUUGAUAUGCCAAGAUAGAUUUUAGCUAGAACAUUUAGAUGUCAUAACUGAUUAUGAUGUUUACAACUUGAUUAUGGAAAUAAAUAAUUUACGAACAGAAAAUGACAAAAGAGUGUGUAAUGACCAAUAUAUCAAAAUUCAAUUUGUUAUGAUUUGAAUCAUAGAUUUCAAGUGAACAAACCUUAACGACAAUAUAAUU